UCCGCUUUUAUUAUGUUGUUUCUGUUUCUCCUCCUAGUCCAACAGUCCAACUCCAAGUUCCCUCUCAAACCGAAAAAUGAAUUCGUAUACUCUCCUGCUGGAGAAAAUCCGAGUUCCUCAACCCUCAUUGCAGAAAUUUGCAGUGAUUUCCAUAUUCGAAAAGCUUCGUUCAGCUCCUUCUCACCUGGACGUUAACUCCGAUUCCGGAAGAGACGCCAUUUCUCAGUGCCUGCAUUCCAAUUCAACUUCUGUUGUCGAUCAAUCAAUUAGAGAGCUAUGUCGUCUAGUAAGAGAUGGCAAAAUUGAGGUUUCUCGUGGAUUAUUAGAGCUUCAAUCAGCGCUCGAGGGUUGCAACUCGCGUUUCGUUGAUAUUUUUGUUAAAGGGAUCGGUUUUCUUGUUCGAUUCUCAUUCGAAAAGAGCGAGUUAUCUUGGCGGUCUGAUUCUCCAGAGACUCACCCGUUCGUUAAGGUCCUUUCUUGUCGAACCGAAGUCCAUACUGAACUUGUACAACAGGUGCUUUUAUUUAUUGUGCAGAAUAAGCGCUUGGGAGUCGCGGAAGUCUGUAAAUUUUUAGGGCCCUUUUUGAACUUUUCGGUGUUAAGAAUACCCUUUUCGGAUUCAUCAUCCUUGUUCACCAGACAAUUAAUCCUGUCGGUAGCGUCAUUAUCUUGCUCGUUUCCCUCUGAAGCAGUGCCUGUUGUCAAGCUGUUAACGGGCUGCCUGAAAUUUUUUCCUCGCAAUAAUGCAGAAGAUUUAAAAACCAUCCUUUAUGUUGCUAAAUAUCUGGUGGAUUCAUUUACUGUGGUCUUGAUCCAGUUGGUUGAAAUUAAUUUGAAGGUCAAUGAAGCACAGUUAUGUGCCUUGGAAAUGUUGGAAACUCUUUUACAACUUUGUUCAGAUUACUGCAACUGCUUUGGUGGGAUUGAACCCAUUAUGGAACUGUCAAAUUGCUUAUUUAUUGUUCAGAAAGAGCUUGGUCUGCGAUAUUUACCCGAAUUCUCAUCAGUUAUAUUGUCCUUAUUUGUGAUCAUCACUUGGGCAGAAUUUGAACAUGAGCAACUUGCUGUGCUCAAACUCUCAAUUUUAUUGCUGAAGUGGAAAAAUGAACAUGAACAUCUUGUGGGAGAAAGUGGUCUUACUGAAGAGCUUCUAUUUAUUUUUCCUCUAAUCAACCUGGCCUCAUCUCCUUCUAAAUCUGUUAGAGUUGCAGCCACUGACUUUCUUUUCUUGCUGGAAAAGUUCGUAGUAGACUUGCUGGUGAUGCCAAGGAAGCAACCAAUUACCAAUAUAGAAUCUAAAUCUACUAGCAAACUGGAAACCAUUAUUUAUAGGCUGUUGCAGCGUCUGUGGUUCCAGGAUCAACCUUCACUAUCCAGUUCUUACUUCUUGAGUUUUGCUUCCAUCGCUAAAACCAAUAUUAAAGUGAUAGAUAGUCAACCAAAAUCUUGGCUUUCUCAGUUAAGAGAAUACUCUCUAUUGACUGUUGAAAGACAAAAAUCCCCAUUGAAUUCUCAGACUGAAGAAAAUAUUUUAACAGAGAUGCCUCUGGUACUUGGUUCAGUUGUUGCUGUUCUAGUGAUCCAUCAUUCAUUGGGGAAUGCUGCUAUAGAUUCUUUGGCUGCUCUUGGUGUUAUGGAGCCUAAAUUGAGUGUAUCACUACUACUAGCGAUUCUCUUUUAUAAUAAAGUUUUCUGCAAUAAUAAGAGUGACUUCCAUUCAAUGUCUCUAAAACUUCUUGGGAUGCUUCCAUCACUUGCUUCACAUUCUAUGAUGAUACCUCUCGUUAUUCAAACUCUUUUACCAAUGCUUCAGAAGGAUGCUAGACCGGUGUUAUAUGCUACAGCAACUCGUCUACUUUGUAAGACAUGGGAAGUUACAGAUCGUGUCUUUGGGACUCUGCAGGGAAUUUUGCAUCCAAAAGAUUUCAUUGAGUUUUCUUCUGACAAAAACAUUUCUAUAAGUAUGGCUGCUUCCAUUUGUGAUAUUUGCAGAAAAAAUCCUGACAGGGGUGUGGACCUUAUCCUCUCUGUGUCGGCAUGCAUUGAGAGUCGAGAUCCUACCAUACAGGCCCUUGGUUUUCAAAGCCUUGCCCAUCUCUGUGAAACUGAUGUAGUUGAUUUCUAUACUGCAUGGGAUGUUGUUGCAAAGCAUGUAUUGGACUACAUGGAAGACCCAAUUGUUGCAAAUGGUUUAUGCAUUCUUCUGAGAUGGGGUGCAAUGGAUGUGGAAGCAUAUUCAGAAGCUUCAAGAAGUGUUUUGCAGAUUCUGUGGGAAGUUGGAAAUCUUAGACAGGCUGGCUAUAGGUGGAUUAAGGCACGGGUCUCUGCCUUUGAGUCAUUGGCCUAUUAUGAGGUAGAUUAUAUUCAGAAAAACAUUCCUGAUUUUAAGAAAAGGAACGUGGAGUUGCUCAUUUCUGAAGACAAUCCUGAUGUACUCCAGGCCAUGGAGGGCUUUGAAGUCAAGAUUAUGACAUUUGAGCACAUCACUCGACGCCGACUGUUAAAGGAAAAAAGAAGUACAGGGAAUAAAAUUGAAAAGUUGCUUGACGUCAUUCCUCAGGUCGUUUUUACUAAAGGACAAACAAGCAAGAAUGUUAAUGAAUUAGCUGGUGCAGCUCUUUUAUGUCUUUCCUUUACCCCAAAAAAUUUACAUAACCUAGGGAUGUCAAAGGAAUUAUUGGACCUGCAUGCUAUGCAUGAAGAUGUUUUGCUUGAAGCAGCUGAAUCUUUGCAGCUCUCAAGAAAUAUUCUGCUAGCACUUCUUUCUCUGCAAUCUUGGAAACCCUUCAUGCAACGCUGGAUGAGGGCAGUUGUUAUGUUUAUUGAUGCUAAGGCUCCAUCCAGUGUGUUGGAUAAAACUUCAAAGGCAGCUAAUGAUAUUUUCAAGAUUCUUUGUAGAAUUGCAGAAGAAUCUAUCCCCCGAUCUGCUGAGAACAUGGCACUAGCCAUGGGUGCAUUGUGUGUGGUUUUACCUCCGUCUGCUCAUGCAGUGGCAUCAUCUGCCUCAAAGUUCCUGUUGAAGUGGUUGCUUCAGUACGAGCAUGAACAUAGGCAGUGGGCUGCUGCAAUUGCACUUGGGUUUGUCUCAAUUGGUUUGCAUGCAACUGAUUACAAGCAGAAAUUUCAAAUCAUUAGUGGACUUCUUAAGGUUCUUUCUGAUAGCAAAAGCAUUCUUGUCAAUGGAGCCUGUGGGGUUGGCCUGGGUUUUAUUUGUCAAGAUCUUCCUACUGGUGAUGAAGCUGCUGAUGAUUUUAAUUUGGUAGAAGAGACUGACCAGAUGAAGGAAGCCAACUUACUUGGAAAGAUUGUUAGGACCCUAGCUCUGAAGAUAUGCCAGUUUAUUCCAUCUUCAUCUUAUUCUCUGCAGAGUCUCUGUGAUUAUUUUCCCGUAGACAUAGAUCAUCAGGAUGGAUGUGGAACUUCUGAAUUGUCUUACAAUAACAGUAAUAAUAUGGGGGAAGAUGUCUGGGGUGUUGCAGGACUCAUCCUUGGUCUAGGAAAUUCUGUUAGCACAAUAUACAGAUAUGGGGCCCAUGACGCCUUGCUCAAGAUAAAGGCCUUGAUUACAUCAUGGAUUCCGUUUGUGAAUCCUGGUCUUCAAAACCCUUGUGGCGGUAAUGAGAAGCCGGAGAUAUCAUUAUCAGUGGGUUCCUGUCUUGCACUGCCAAUUGUGGUUGCCUUUUUCCGGAGGGUAGAACUCAUAGAUGAUGGUGAACUAGAUCAUCUAGUCAAUGGCUACAGAGAACUAAUUUCUGAACUUCUUUCUGUAAAAAAAUCUGGAAAUUUCCAUCCGAGUUUGUUGAUGGCAUCAUGCCUUGGAGCAGGAAGCCUCCUCUCAUCCAUUUUAAGUGAAGGAUCACAUCCUAUUAAAGCUGAAGAUGUCAAAAGCUUGAUGGAAUUGUUUAGGAGAUGUUACACCAAUCCUUAUCCUUCUACAAUUCACUUAGGUGGGAUGCUUGGAGUUGUUAAUGCAUUGGGUGCUGGUGCAGGGAUUCCUACUGGUGUAUAUUCUUGGCCCUCCAAUUUGCAAGCUGCACAUGAGCAAAAGGAUUCACCUUAUAUCAGAGGGCCUAUCCUUUCAUGUCCUGUUUGUGAGCCACUAUCGACAUCCUACAUGCAAGAGCUGUUCCUAGUUGCACAGGAUUCCAAGGACCAGCAACUAAGAAGACAUGCUGCCUGGGCUCUUUCAUUUCUUAGACAUCAAUGGUGGUCCAAGGAAUUCCAAGCUGUGAAAGAUAGUCCUCAGAGUAACCUAAAUGAUCAUAUGCCUGUUUCACAAAGUUUUUCAGAGGACAGUACAGUCUUGAAGCUUAGCAUGUGGCUUUUGGAUCUUGACUGUUCUGGGAUGGGAGCCAUCACAGAUGUAAACACAGUUGCAGCUGUUUUAAGGUACCUGUCACGAGCUCCCAGAUUGCCCUCAGUGGAUUGGGGAUCCAUAAUCAGACGCUGCAUGAGAUAUGAGGAUCAAAUAUCUGGAAAGUUAUCCACAGGUCAGGCUGUUAAGAAAGGAAACCUUAGACAGGAGUGCAUACAGUUCUCAUUAGCUCAUGCAAACCAACUGAGUUCCCUCCUCUUUUUUCUUGAUGAACUCUCUGACCUUCCAAGGUUCAGGACACUAGAGUUGAAUCUGCAGUCAUUCCUGCUCCGUCAUUUGGCAGACCUGAUAAAAAUUUUCUCUGGUUCCAGGCUGGAGAAACUGUUUGAUCAUAUGGCUGAUUACAUAUGUUCUCCAACUUCUUCAUACCAGGUUUAUAAUCCAGCUCAGAAAAGUUACUUGCGAGUUUCAUUGUGGGAGGGUCUGAACCUGUGUCUUGAUGAAGCCUCCACUGAGUCUGCGGAGUAUCUAACAAACAUGGAAAAGUGCAUGGGGUUGCUAUUUGCCUUCUUGCCUGUAAUGCACUUUGAUGCCAACCUUGAUCCUGAUCAGGCAAACUCUCAUAAAGAGUGGUUAGAGGCAGUAAGAUGCUUGAGAAAGGCUCGUCAUGGCUACCUAAUGAGUCUUCUGGAGGUUCCAGAGGUGGGUUUAGUACAAGGAAGACAAUUAGCAGAAACCAUAAAAAGAAUUCAAGCAAGAGCCAGGCUAUUUAUGAUUGGUUCAGUUCCAUUCACUGAGUUGGCAAAAUUAAAAGCUUAUAUUCUGAACACAGAAUCAGCUGGUAUCUGGAAUGUAUUGGUAGAAGUAGUUUCAACUCUUCAACAUGCAGAUGGAGGUAUCAAAAGGCAAUGGCUUGUUGAUGCAGUGGAUAUUAGUUGCAUAACAAAUUAUCCUUCCACGGCGCUGCAAUUUAUAGGCCUAUUAUCCAGUAGCUGUUGCAAAUAUAUGCCUCUGCUGGUUCUGGAUCCAGUUGCUGUGGUGAGUGAUCUGCCAAUUACGCUUCCUUCUCUUUUGUCAGAAAGCAGCUGGAAGGAAGUUGCAGAAUCUGUAGUGUUGAGCCUAUGGACAUCAACUGAACGUAUCUAUGGUUGGGCUUCACAUUUAGCAAGUGGAGACGAUAACUUUAGUUUGCAGGGUAUUGACAAGAGUGAGAACGUAAAUGGUCUUUUCCUUUCACGUAUCAUGUAUCAUGUUUGUGUCUCCUUGAAACACUACUUGCCUCUUGAGAAGCAGUUGAGGCUUGCCAAUUUGUUUUUCUGAAUGUACCAGUGUCGCAGUUAGCUGUAUAUAAAGACUCAAUGCUAGUAAUUGGGGUAGAGCAGAAAAAUAAAAUACAACUUGGUGUCAGCGUCACCAUGUGGGGGUGAUAUGAUAAUUUAGGUCUACCAGAUAAGGUGUGGUGACUGAUGACAAGACUCCUGUUUUGCCAUUCCACUCUCUACUCAAGUAUUCUGCCA
Molecule: messenger RNA, 5832 nt
Organism: Nelumbo nucifera (sacred lotus)
Lineage: Eukaryota; Viridiplantae; Streptophyta; Magnoliopsida; Proteales; Nelumbonaceae
Gene: RST1
Product: ARM repeat superfamily protein
Biological process (GO): regulation of post-transcriptional gene silencing
Source: RefSeq, a predicted model, not a curated record